Molecule: messenger RNA, 3810 nt
Organism: Amphibalanus amphitrite
Lineage: Eukaryota; Metazoa; Arthropoda; Thecostraca; Balanomorpha; Balanidae
Product: trichohyalin-like
Exons: 9
Coding region: 550-3240 (896 amino acids)
Source: RefSeq, a predicted model, not a curated record
GAGCAGUGGCGUGCCUCCGGCGGCGCUGGACGGUCGGCGGGGCCAAACAGGAGGGAAGACUCGCCUGGGCGGCCGUGGUGUGCGCAGGUCAGGCACGGCGGAAACCGCUGGUGGCUGGUCGAAGGGCUGGCCGGAGGUAGCUGCUGAGAGACAGCCGCGAGACCAGGCGGUCUCUUCUCCCUCUACUCCGUCAAGCUGAGUAGAGGGAGACAGAGGAAGAGGGCCGUCACUGACACCGGCCGGUCAGCCGAGCCCGUGCACGCUGCGGCCGCCGGGCAGCAGGUCGUGACCUUAGUGAGGUCAGGAGGAUCCUCCAAUCAGAGCGCCAAGGGCGUCCAUGUGCCGGAAAUAAACGAAGAAGGCGCCUGCUAAGUCAACGACGAAGAACAAGAAACUCGUGCUGGAAGUCUUAGGUGAGAUCACUUCAGAGAACUUGACAACUACAACCACAGUAGAAAACCGAGGCCACAACACACACUACAAAAGUGACGCUGUACUUCAAGACCGGAACUCGUCAUAGAAAGUUAACCGAAGUGAAAAAGUAUCAAGAUGAGUAGCUCGGGAGGAGUGCAGCGGCCCAAUUUUGCCGAUCACCGCUACCAGGAGGCGGUGGGCAACUUGAAGCAGCUGCUGGCAGACGGCGGCAGCUACAGCGGCCGCGGCUCCGACGCCGGAAGCGUCCGCUCGCGCGCCCGAAGUGUCUCGCGCGCUCUGGAUCCAAGCAUCAUGAGACCGGAACUGAGCCACUACCGAAGUGAGGUUGGCUCCUACAGACGCCACUACUCCGCUUCAAGAGUUCACACAUCCAGCCACAGAGGAGAUACAACCAGCUACCGGUCAGGCUUGACCAGCUACAAACCGGAUCUAACCAGCUUCCGACCGGAAGUGACCAGCUACCGACCGGAUGUGACCAAUAUCCGGCCGCAGAGCGCCAUGGAGGUAGGCUCUGCGCGGCGGUUCGACCCGCUCCCGAUGGGCCCCGGCUCCGUACGGGCCCUCUCGCCUGUAUCGGUGAGGUCCCUCCGACUAACAGCUGACGAUCACCUUCAGCUGACUGAUGACGUCAUUGGUCCAGACGCGGUGGACAGCACCGGUGGCGGACAUACCAAACUGGCUGACAACGGGAACGUGGGCUCCAGAGAAAUACAGGUGCUGGAGCUGCGUCAGCUCUCGCUGCGCCAGGAGGCGCUCUGUCAGCAGCUCGAGGAGGAGAACGCUGAGCUGCGGGACGCCGCUGAGGAGAUGCGAGGAUACGUGCAGCAGCUGGUCGCCGAGAACGCGACGCUCGCCGAGGACCUCAGAACUCGCGCAGCUGAGACGGUCAACGCAGAGUCUCUAGCGGCAGCUGAGACCCGCCUGAAGGACGUCCAGGAGGAGCUGGAGAGGUUCAAACGGCAGGCAGCCACACAGGAGAAGAACCUGAAGUCUGCACAUGCCGAACAGCUGAGGAACGCAGGCUUAGAGAAGAAUCGGCUGGCUGGGAGCGUCGAACAACUCAAGACGGAGCUAGAGGAGCUGAGACGACAGGCGGAAAAGGCCGAGCAGAAGGCGGUCGCCGCCCAGCAGAAGGCCGAUCAGGCGCGCUCGGCUCAGUCUGAGGCGGACUCGACAGUCGCCAGACUUCGGAGGGAGCUGGAGGAGAAGGACCGCCAGGCCGACCGGACCCAGAUGGAACACGAGCGUCGUCUGGUGGCAGCCAGCGAGCAGGCUGAGAAGGCCGUCAGGGACACCUUCGACAAGCUACAGCAGCAGCUGGACCGUCAGCAGCAGCGUAUCGCGGAGUUGGAGGAUGAACGCGAGCGCCACCAGCGGAAAGAGCAAGAACUGCAACUGGCCGUGUCCCAGCAACGGAAGGCGGCAAUCCAGGCCAAAACGGAGGCCGACAGCGCCGCCUCGCGACACCAGCGCGAACUAGAGGCUCUCCAGAAACGGAUCCAGGUGCCCGCGGUGCAGACCAAUCCAAGCCAGGACCGCCUCCGUCGGGAGAUGGCGAUAAUGCGCCAACAGCUGACGGCUACCGAGAAUCAGCUGACUAUUGCCAAUCGGGAGAGAGGACGCCUUCAGCAGCAGAUGUGGCGUCUGGAGCGCCGGCCGGACGUCGGUCUGGACCGGGACUCCCUCGGCGGAGUGCUGGGAGACGACGGCAUGACCCUGCUGCCCCGACAGCUGGAAAGGGUGCUCAGCAGCACUGACAGAGGGAGCGGCUCGCACCGCUACCAGCUACCGACGUCUUACAGACAGAUGAAAGACUCGGACCUGACGCUGCCCGCCUCCCCGCCGACUCCUGCCGAAGACAGCUCCGGCUCCGGCAGUCUCUCUCGUCCCCAAUCAGGAGGCAGUCCCGCCAUCAGUCGCAAGUUCUCUCAGCCCGCCAUGGGUCACACCCGCGGCAGUCCGACCGUCACCCGAAAGCUGUCUCAGGGAAGCCCCCAGUCGCGCGGAAGUCCGUCGUUCCUUCGCAGAGGAGCUGCGGAGACGGGUUCCACAGAGACGGUGACGGAGAUCAUAGAGAUUAUCAGCCCGAGGGGUGAGUGCAUUCAGAGAACGGAGAGGGAGACGGAACGACCUGCGUCUGUGGCAGCGGAGGGAGGACAAGCGGAACAGUCGAUAAAAGAACAGCAGCAGCAGGAGCCGCUGCUACAGCAGAGUGGACACAAGACUGAACAGCUCGAUCAGGAUGAAGAGAAAGUCCAACCAUCGCAGACUGAUGUUGAGAAACUCGAACAAGAUCGACAAGAGGUGGAAGAGGUCCACGAGCCCAAGCAGGAGCUCCAGAAAGCUCAGCCACCAGAGCAGCAAGAUCAGCAGCCGCAGCCGGGCAAAGAAAAUGUCCAGCAAACGCAAAAGAAACAGGAUGCGGAAAAGGUUCCGCAGCCUCAGCAUAAAAGUGAGAAGCAGCAGAAGAACCUGGAACAACUUGAGGAACACCGCAAAGAGCGUCAGGGGUCGAAGGCCCAACCACAAAAACCUACAGAGAACAAGAAGGAAAAGUCUUCAGAGAUAAAAUCGCCAGAUCAAAGUCAGAAACCCUUGUCCAAACAGGAGACCAAGCCGUCAGGCCACUCAGGACAGCCACAGUCUGAGAUGCCGACUGAAGGCAAAGUUGAAUCCAGUAUCACAGAGAAGACCGUGAAGUCAGAAGUGCGGGAACAAGCGAAAGUGGAGACCAGCACUGGGAAGGAUGCAGUGAAACCGAAUUCGAAGCCACCACCCACGGCGGGAACGCCUGCCCAAAAGUGAAGCGAGAGCUAGAGAACACGACGGUAGCAGUGACGUACACUGUAUACCGUACAUUCGCGAUGAUUGCGUCCGGUUUGUAUGUGUGUGUGUGUUGCCAUUUGCAAUGAUAUCAAGAUGCGCCAUCCUUACUAGGGGGAUCCUAACCAGAAACGUGGGUAGGUUAUGCGAAUGAUUUAUGCGCCUUUAGGAAGUCUCCUGUGAAGCAUUCCUGUUUGAGCACAAGUCAAAUGCGAUUCAACUGGAAGUAAGCCACCGUAACAGCUGGCACUUCUAUUUGAGAGAAAAGAGAAAUAUUGUAUCUCAGAUGUUACAUCUCAGUUGUAUCUCAGUCUUUGUGUGAGCGUAUGCGGAGCCCACAACGUUUGUAUGUGAUUUGGUAUUUAGGAUUUAGAUGCACAUGUCGAAGCUUAUCCUCAGUUCCGCACAUAACUAGGGUAGACAAUAGUUGCCUGUGUGAUUUAUCGUUUAAUGUCCAUCUGCCAUUACUCUCAGUAUCUGCAGAGAUAUGUGAAUGAGUGUUGGCAGCCAGAAGUCAGCGUAUUAUUUAACUUAAUAAAACUAGCGAAAUAU